AUGUCUGGCUUUCAGAUCCCAGGCUUGGGACAGGCGAAGCCUAACGAAACCCUCCCUCCUCUGCCUGCAGAUUUUCUUGCCGCCGCCUCGAGUGCCGGGGCAGCAGAGACUCCAUCCGCAUCAGUCACCGAGACCAACGCCGACGUACCCGCCUUCGCAAAUACCGAUAACCCUCAACCCUCAGAUCCUAUGAAUGUUGAUGCAGCUCCAAGCCCGCCAUCUCUGACAGGCGCUCUCGAAGCGGCCAUUGGGGGGCUUGGCAACCAGCACCCUGAUGCGCCAGAGCAGGGUCCGCCGCCAACCGUCGACGUCCCUCUUGCAAACGAUCAAGGCGAAAACGCCGAAUGGGAAAUGGAUUCUUCGCCGUACGAAUCCUCGUCGGAGUCUAGCAGCUCCGACUCUUCGUCGGACGAGUCGGAUAAGGAGGGCUACGAGCUCUUGGGGAUCGAGGAAACAGCUCGUCUCCUCAUGGACGCCGAAGGCGGCUCGGACGACGAAGGCGACCGUGGCAAAGGCUCGACCACAGCUCCCCUCCGGACGAAGAACGAGAUGGCUCAACAAGUUCCCCCAAAGCCGGAUGUCGUCAUUACCGACGACAUGAAGAUUGAAGAGUUGGGUUCGGUCGAGAAUGUCGUCGACAAUAUCGUGCUCGUAAAGGCAAUCACACCUGGCGAGUAUCAGGUCCUGGACAGCGGUUCGGUCCUCUGCACUACCGAACGAGUCGUCAUCGGAGCCGUUGCCGAAACGAUUGGCAAGGUGCUGCAACCCAUGUACACGGUCCACUUCAACUCGGCGGAGGAAAUCAAGGAGGUCGGGCUCGAGGUCGGCGUCAAAAUAUUCUACCCCGUCGAUCACGCACUAUAUGUUUUCACGGAGCCGCUGAAAAAUCUCAAAGGCUCGGAUGCCAGCAACCUCCAUGACGAGGAAGUCGGCGACGAAGAAAUGGAGUUUUCAGACGACGAAAAGGAAGCAGAGUACAAGAGAGCUCUGAAGCAGAAGAAGAAGGACAAGUGGAAGAGCAAAAACGAGGGCAAAUCGGGACACGACAGUAAAGAGCCUCAUCCGCUGAGCCGCGAGAUUGUUUCUGCCAACGGCGGACUAAACUAUGACGAUGACGAUGGUCCGUACAAGCCUCUUGCCCGGCCGCCUGGUUUCGGAAGUGGACCGGUAUCUACCGAGUCAUUCGAACCGGGACCAUGGCCUGGAUUCAGACGCGGCGGUGGUGGCGGCGGUCGGGGCGGCGGCGGUCGGGGCGGCGACGGGAGAGGAAGAAGCGGUCGAGGAAGAGGGCCUGGUGGUCGACAUGAAGGCAAGCGGGGUGGACAUGGAAGCCAGGCAAGGGACGGAUACUCUCUACCGCCUCAGAAGAAGCAACCGUACUCGAAUAUACCUGCCCAAGCACAUGCGCCGCAAGCAGUUGCGCCGCUACCACCGCCGGCCGCGUCUAAUUUCGAAUUCCAACCUGCGCAGUGGUCACAGCCUUCAGGUGGCCAUGGACAGCAACACCAACAACAACACGCUCCCCUGCAUCAGCCACCUCCGCCGCCUCCCGGCUGGCCAGGGCAACCCGGUGCUCCCAACCCAUUUGCCGACCCUGCCUUUGUGGCAGCCUUGAUGAGCCAGAUGCAGCAGCAGCAGCAGCAGCAACAGCAGCAACAGCAGCAACAGCAGCAACAGCAGCAACAGCAGCAACAGCAGCAACCAUACAAUGGCCCGUCGUCAGCUUGGGGCAAUCAACAACGACAUCAACAACAAUAA
This is a messenger RNA of Ustilaginoidea virens, 1758 nucleotides long. RefSeq lists its product as uncharacterized. The transcript has a single exon. Gene Ontology annotation, cellular component: sno(s)RNA-containing ribonucleoprotein complex. Gene Ontology annotation, biological process: box H/ACA snoRNP assembly; pseudouridine synthesis; ribosome biogenesis. Lineage: Eukaryota; Fungi; Ascomycota; Sordariomycetes; Hypocreales; Clavicipitaceae. Gene Ontology annotation, molecular function: RNA binding. The record is from RefSeq and is a predicted model, not a curated record. Bases 1 to 1758 code for a protein of 585 amino acids.